AGGGCGGUAGCCCCUACUUUAGCUCCUCCGUUUACGGAGGUUCUUCCCCGGCCCGGUCGGAUUGUUGGCAGCUUCCUUUUGCCCCGCGUUUCUUCCCACCGUCCUGUUUUUAAUCCCUUUGCAGCACCCACCCCCUCCUCCAUUAUGUAUGACCGGGCUCCGCGCUUGCUUAGAUUGGCUGAGGGUGGCAGCACUGAGGAUCAUGUGGGUCCUGGAUCCUACCAGGUACCUUUCCUGAAGCAGCAGGCAACAGGUGGCUAUGCACCAUUCCUUUCUCUGGCUGGCAGAGAAAGUACUUUAACUGUUGCUUCUAACACUGAGAAAGCUGUUCCAGGUCCAGGACACUAUGAUGUUUCAGAAGUGCAGUAUAAUAUAAAAGGAGGCCAUAGUCUACAAAACCGGGAGAAACGUUUUAAGACAUUUAUUUCAGAUGGUCCAGGACCAGCAAGCUAUGAUCGGUCUUAUCCUGGAACAUUAGAUCUCAUAAACAGAGAAGUGCUGGUGUCUAAAGAGCGUCUUCAGGCAAAAAUUUCAAGGGCACUUACAAUUUCCAGAAGUGUUGAUGUUCCUUCAAUUCCUUGUGGACGGUCGUACGGUUAUCAUAUUAAUGAGGAUGACAGUAUUAUAAAACAUUUUCCACCUGCAAGUGACAGCACACUAGGUCCAGCGUACUAUAAACCUCAGUUUGGUUUUUGCAGUGUAACUUUGAAAUAUAAGGGGAUACAUUUUGGCAACUCUUUGGGAAGACAAGAGUUACCUAUAAAGUCAGGGCCUGGUCCUGGACAGUAUGAUAUAACCCAGAAAAAAGCACCACAUUAUGAAAACAUUAACAUCAAGAAAGAUCAACAGCAAAAUUAUUGCUUAAAUCUUCCACGACUUUAUGAAGUAAUAAUACAGCAGGAGGAAAAAAAAGUCCUGGGUUUUAUAAUAUCCUAAACAAUACUUUAAUUGACAACUUUAGUAAUACCUACUUGAAGAAACAAAAGAAAAGUGCAUUUGGUUCUUCUGUUCCUCGGACUUUCUUCCUGAUUCAGAAGGAAGUUUUUACUACUCCUGGGCCUGCUGAUUAUCAGGUCAGUGGAACUUCUGAUGAACUAUCUAACUUGACUAACCAAUAUGCUGCUUUCUUAUCAAGAACAGAAAGAACUACUAAACCAUCAGAUAUGGGUAUUCCAGCACCAGGCACCUAUGAUGUGCAGAAAUCAUAUGAGAUGUCUCAAGUUCAGCAUAAAUACAUGCCACCUCGUAGUUCUGUGGCUAAAAUAAAACAUGCCUCCUUUCUUAGCACGACUCCUCGGUGUCUGGACAAAAUGACCGAUGGACCAGGGCCUGCAACGUACAAUCCUGUUUUACAGAAAUCUUGCUCCAUACCCUUACUUGUUAAAGCAUCGAAGCGUUUUAAAGAUUCCAAAGAGACUACUCCUGGUCCAGCGACAUAUGAGCUCAGUCCAUUUUUAAGACAUUCUGUUCUGAAAAGAACAUUUAAUGUCACUCUACCAAAUCCUUUCCCAAUUAAGAGAGAAAGUGCUUCUAUUACGAAACAAAAAACCAAACAAAUACGCCCAGGCAGCAAAGUAGAAUCUUCUAAAUGAUAGAUUCCACAGGUAUUAUCUAUUAAUGUAAAGGUAAGCUGACAGGUUUCUCACAAAGUAAUUCCACUUUGAUGAUGUCCUCCAUCAACUGCUCAAAGGAUCAUAAAUUGCUCUUCUAACCUCAAGAGAGAAGAAUUUGUUCUUGCAAAACAUUUAAGUCUCUAUUUUUUCCUCAAAAAAUUUCCCACCACAAAAACAGUAUGUGUAUUUGUUGCAUUCUUUCUAAAUAUAUAUUACUAAUGCUUUCAUAUAAAAUAUAAUGCCAAAUAAAGACAUCUGAUGAAAAGCCUUUCUUUUUUACUUUAGAAUCUCAUUCCCUGACCAGACGAUGCAAUUACUUUCCAAACACUAGGCAUGUUGGAACAAAGUCAAUGAUGUUAUUGUGCAUGUGUUAUCCACUUGAUUUAUUUUCUUACUCUUUAUUUC
Camelus dromedarius (Arabian camel) is the source of this 2018-nucleotide messenger RNA. It is a transcript of the gene STPG2, whose product is annotated as sperm tail PG-rich repeat containing 2. The record is from RefSeq and is a predicted model, not a curated record. Bases 145 to 936 code for a protein of 263 amino acids. The transcript is spliced from 12 exons. NCBI's taxonomy places the organism in Eukaryota, Metazoa, Chordata, Mammalia, Artiodactyla, Camelidae.